This is a messenger RNA of Sinocyclocheilus anshuiensis, 3653 nucleotides long. It is a transcript of the gene kcnd2, whose product is annotated as potassium voltage-gated channel, Shal-related subfamily, member 2. Gene Ontology annotation, cellular component: neuronal cell body; dendritic spine; postsynaptic membrane. Gene Ontology annotation, biological process: potassium ion transmembrane transport; action potential; protein homooligomerization. Bases 538 to 2430 code for a protein of 630 amino acids. Gene Ontology annotation, molecular function: protein binding; A-type (transient outward) potassium channel activity. The transcript is spliced from 7 exons. NCBI's taxonomy places the organism in Eukaryota, Metazoa, Chordata, Actinopteri, Cypriniformes, Cyprinidae. The record is from RefSeq and is a predicted model, not a curated record.
CAGAUCUUCGUCGAUAGCGGAUGAAGCAACUUCCAGCGAAUCAUUUGUUGCGGGUUCACUUUUUGCUUGGGUCGCAUGCAGACCUUGCGAAACAGCUCUCGGGUCAUUGGAUUACUGUUAAAAGAAGCGGAUAGGAAAGUGGCAAUUUUUGCUUUUCAAACACCGAACGCGCUCUCGCCAGGGUGGUCUUCUCUUCCUAUGAAACGACCACUGUGGCAGGUUUCUCCAAGAGCGUAAAUGUCAAACACAGAAGCUGUGGACGAUAAAAAAGGAUGCCCUUGGACAACGUGAAUCCUCUACCUGACUUCUAAACUUGUUGCAUUUGCUCUAGAAAACCUCCGAGUGCGCGUUUCGGAUACCUAUUUGUGCGUAACGGCGGAACAGCUAUUCAAAGUGGACUAUAACUGAUGAGCUGUGUGUAAAAACCUGCACUUUUGCAUCAAAAUCCAUUUAUGAGGAGAUGUCCUUUCUGCGCGCGGCGGAUUUGUGAGCGCAAAACCUGCUUCAGUCGCACCGGGUCACGCACGUUGGGUCAGCAUGGCAGCCGGAGUCGCUGCGUGGCUACCGUUCGCGCGCGCCGCGGCCAUAGGAUGGAUGCCCGUGGCGAGCGCCCCGAUGCCGCCGCCUCCGCGGGACAAGAGGCGAGGUCAGGACGGUCUGAUCAUCUUGAAUGUCAGCGGCACUAGGUUUCAAACUUGGCGGAAUACUUUGGAGAGGUACCCCGACACCUUACUGGGAAGCACAGAGCGCGACUUCUUCUUCCACGAGGAGACCAACGAGUACUUUUUCGACCGCGACCCGGACAUUUUUAGGCACAUCCUCAACUUCUACCGAACCGGGAAGCUGCACUACCCUCGCCACGAGUGCAUCUCCGCCUAUGACGAGGAGCUGGCCUUCUUCGGCAUCAUUCCUGAGAUAAUAGGGGACUGCUGUUAUGAGGAGUACAAAGAUCGCAGGAGGGAGAACGUGGAGAGGAUUCAAGACGAUGAGGAGAACGACAACAACAAAGAUAUGGUGCUGCCGGAUAUGUCAUUCCGCGAGACCAUGUGGCGCGCGUUUGAGAACCCGCACACCAGCACCAUGGCGCUGGUGUUUUAUUACGUCACGGGCUUUUUCAUCGCCGUCUCCGUUAUGGCCAACGUGGUGGAGACGGUCCCGUGCGGCAGCGGGCCAAACCGGGCGAAGGAGGUCUCGUGCGGAGAGCGCUACGCCCUCGCGUUCUUUUGUUUGGAUACGGCCUGCGUCAUGAUCUUCACCGUCGAGUACCUGCUGCGUCUGAUCGCCGCGCCCAGCAGGUACAAGUUCGUCAAAAGCGUCAUGAGCAUCAUUGACGUGGUGGCCAUCAUGCCUUACUACAUUGGCCUGGUCAUGACGGACAACGAGGACGUGAGCGGGGCCUUCGUCACCCUCAGGGUCUUCAGGGUCUUUCGGAUUUUCAAAUUUUCGCGGCACUCCGCGGGACUGCGCAUCCUGGGGUACACGCUCAAGAGCUGCGCGUCCGAGCUGGGCUUCCUGCUCUUCUCUCUCACCAUGGCCAUCAUCAUCUUCGCCACCGUCAUGUUCUACGCAGAGAAGGGCUCCUCCGCCAGCAAGUUCACCAGCAUUCCGGCGGCGUUCUGGUACACCAUCGUCACCAUGACAACGCUGGGAUAUGGAGAUAUGGUUCCUAAGACCAUCAUAGGGAAGAUCGUUGGCUCUGUUUGUUCUCUGAGUGGCGUGUUGGUGAUCGCUCUUCCCGUCCCCGUCAUUGUGUCCAAUUUCAGUCGGAUCUACCAUCAAAGUCAGCGCGCUGAGAAGCGACGAGCCCAAAAGAAAACCAGGCUUGCUAGAAUUCAUGCGGCGAAGAGCGGUGGCGCUAACGCUUAUUUGCAGUACAAACGAAAUGGGAUGCUGGCGGAAGCGGAGGAGGAGGCAUCAAAACAGGCCGGCCAAGCUUUGGUAUGUAAGUCCAACCCCACUUUUGAGACCCAGCAUCACCAUCUUCUGCACUGCUUGGAGAAAACCACGAAUCAUGAGUUUGUAGAUGAGCAAACUUAUGAGACAAGCUGUAUGGAGGUUUCCCUAGCGAAGCCAUCCAUGUCCCGUUCCUCCUCGCUGUCCUCCUCUCCACACGGCCUGUCCUCCUGCUGCACACGCAGAAACAAGCGCAAGAGCUUCAAUGUCCCCAAUUCAUACAUGGCUGAUGGCCGCAGGGGCAGCAUACAGGAGCUCAGCACCAUCCAGAUCAGAGAGAGACCAAUGAGCAACAGCCGCUCCUGUCUCAAUGCCAAGUUUGAGGAGACAGUACCCCUGAAAUCGGAAGAGCAGUCCUACAUCACUGCCGCUGUCAUCAGCAUGCCCACCCCACCUGUGACCACGCCUGAGGGCGGAGACUCGGCCAGCUCGCCCAACUUCUUGCAAAGCAACAUUGUCCGGGUGUCGGCAUUAUAGACCGUCCGUCGUGACCAUUAGCCAUUUUAUUUAGCGAGUGGACGCUGGAGCGGAAAGGAUCGAUGGAACCCCCUAGUGUAGUGGAGGAGGCAUUGCAGCAGGAUAGCUGAACCUUUUUUUUUAAUCGGCUCCCGCCCAGAGCUCUCCGACUCUGUGAGCUCCAUCAGCUCCACCUCUAGGCCCAUACGUCAUGUGACUCACGCUGGGGUCCAAUAGGCUUUCACUCAACCCAUAGAGGAAAACAAUGACCAUUGUGGUUGUUACAGCUUCUAUCAUUUUUCAGUAUUGUGAGUCUUUGAAUCUGUUGUCUUCAAUCUGAUGGGAUCGCCAGAUUUUGGGACGAAUAAGGAGUGUACCAGCAGGGGCGGGAUUUUACAAACUUUUAGACAGCUAUACACACACUUUUGAUACUUCUUUGAGUAAAGCAGGGCUCUACUAGGGUGUGCGGUCGGAUAAUUUUGCGUGUGUGUGUGUGUGAGAUCGAGACCGAUCUCUUGCAUGUUUUGCGUAAGUCUUUGUCAUUUUUCAAUUCGGCAUGAGCAAUAAGGAUUGGCUCUUUCUGUCAGAAUGUGUGCUUUUUACUUUUGCCUAGUUAUAGAUCUUUCCAACCCAACAAGUGUGUGAAAACAGCUGUUCUGAGAGACUGACCGGUUGAUACAGGUGAUAAAUGGAGAAAAUCCUGUCUCACACUCUCUCUGUCCUACCCAUGUUGCGUUCACUCCUUGCCUGGCCUGAUGAGAUGUUUGUUAUCCUUUUUGUUUUUUUGGUGGCAAAAAGCUAAACGGAAAAGGAAACGCCUUUUGUGUUUUACUAUAUUUGACUUUCUCAAUCUGACAGUGGAGGCUUGUGGACUUGAGCUCUAAUACUAGCCAUUCCGUUUUAUACUCCAAAGUUUGCGAGUUAACUGUGAAAAGAAAAAUAUCGUGCUUAUUUAUUAUCUUCGUUAAAAUUAUUGUGCAUGUUGUCGUACACAUGGUGAAACGGGCCAGCGUGAACCAGAGCACAGAGCCCGUCCAGGACAUUUUUUUGAAGUUCUUUCUUUUUCAUCCCUCCCUUUAAAGAUGUACUUUUAUAAGCAAACAUUCUAAAGUCUGUCUAUUAUUUCUGGAUAAUGGCAUCAAGUUGAGAAUCAUCCAGUCAGAUUCUUAGUACUGUUUUGGAGAUUAUUAUAUCAUUGUGAUCAGCCGAACACGCUUAGUGUUGAACUUAAAACGUGAAUCUCA